Bactrocera latifrons is the source of this 2546-nucleotide messenger RNA. Its product is annotated as mucin-5AC-like. The record is from RefSeq and is a predicted model, not a curated record. Lineage: Eukaryota; Metazoa; Arthropoda; Insecta; Diptera; Tephritidae. Bases 342 to 1649 code for a protein of 435 amino acids. Gene Ontology annotation, molecular function: metal ion binding. The transcript is spliced from 3 exons.
UCAAAAUCAAAAUUCGUUUAUCAAAAUUGAAGUAAAUUCAAUUUUAGUCAAAGCAAAUAAAUCGAAAGUGUUAAGACUUCAAAACAUUCCUUAGUGAAAAUUUACAACAAAAGCACUGCAAAACAAAUUGAAUAAUUGCGAACACUUGCAAUCACAAAAAAAUUAAAAGAAAGCAUUUAAUUGAGUUACUAUCGAAUUGCCAUCUGCAAAAUGACGAAAGCUACAGCAAACGAAAUCAAAAGCAAAAACGUUCAAAAAGCGUACGAAAUGCGCACAAAACAGAGAAGUGAGUUGAAAAAUUACUGGACACCCUCCCGGUGUGCCAAGAUUUCAAUAGAUCUAUGUGCAGUCGGUUAAAUUGUAGAUUCGUUCAUUUAACUGAAGAUGACAAGGUUGAAGUAUGUGAUCAACGUGUGGCUGUGUGUCGCGAUCAUGCUAACGGCCAAUGCAGACGUAAGCAAUGUAAAUAUUAUCAUAUACCGAUCGUUUUGCCGCCGGCGAAUGUUAUGGCUGCCAUCAUUAAUACGAAUAACAAUAACAGCAUGCAUAGCAACAGCAGCAGCAGCAUUAGCAGCAAUGCAAGCAGCCAUGGCAGCAGUAACAACAACAACAACCACAACCAGAACAAUCAAUUGCAUACAAUCUCACAGCAGCAGCAACAGCAACAACAAAAGCAAGCACAUGAACAGUAUCAGCAGCAUGCCAAGUCAGCAGCAGCAGCAGCGACAGCGACAGCAACGACUGGCAUUGCCACCAACUACAAUAAUAAUUUGAUAAUAAUCGAACCGCAGCAACAUCAUCUUCACCAGCAACAACAACAACAACAACAACACUACAAUUAUCUACACAACAACAAUUACACGACCACACACUACAGCCCGAGUAAUAGCAGCAGCAGCAGCAGCUCCGCAAACAACAAUAAUAACAGGCACGUCACGCAUACGAUCUACCAACAACAACCAGCCACUUUCCAUCUACCACACUUCACCUGCCAUUCGCCCUACUCACCAUCCUCAGCAUCGUCAUCGUCAUCCUGCUCCGUUGCCACCUCUCCGACAGCGUUCACCUCGGCGACCGCAACACUGCCGACGACCUCCACGGUGACCGUGCCCACUGCUAUUGCCACCAUGCCAGCAGCACAGCCACCACCACCACAUGCUACUGCCUAUCUGAAGGCGGCGCCGUCGCAUCUCACCGCCUACGCCAGCAGCGGCGCUUAUGAAUUGACCACAGGCGCGCCCACAUUGUUGCUCAGUAGCGAUUACAAUUCAAAUUGCAUUCCAAUUUUGGCAGCACAUCAACAGCAACAACAACAACCACAAUCACCGUUGGCCACAGCAGCAUCGUAUAUUUAUCCAGCGCAUCAUCCACAGCAUAGCGCCGCCGCUGCGCAACAACAUUUAAUGAAAUACGCCGCAGCCGCCGCGGCACAGGCGGUACAACAUCAAUUUCACUAUGCCGCCGCCCCCCAAAUACUCACCGCGGCGACGCCGCAACAUAUGCUAGCGACAGCGGUGACAUCGGCAACUACCGCGCCACAUACGCAUGUGUUGAGUGGCGUGGCAACAACUACCACGCCGCUCGUGGUAGCCCCAACAACGGCGACUGGCGCGGCGGUAAGCGCACCGGUGGUGGGCGGUUGCAUAUGAAAUGCACAAUCUGACAGCAGCAGCAACUAUGUGUACCAUCAGCGGCAACAGCAACAACCAGCAAUACAAUAUCAAUGGCACCAUCAACACCAGCAAUACAUUUACAUGGGCAAUAAUGGCGGCGUUUGAGCGUGCGCGACACUUUGCACUCAAUGCGCUGCACCUGUCUCGACGCGCGCGCGGCACUACAUAAGCAAGCGCGCGGCGUAAGUUGUCAACAACAUUUCCAAUUCACACUCGAAUAUUUUUAGGAAUAAGCACCACAUAUUCGCAUACCUAGUUAUAAUAUGUUUAUGCAUGUCUGACAGACAGCUGAAAUUGGUUGUCAGCCGCGCCGCUAUGCAGGUGUUAGUGAGCGGCUGUGUUUUUGUUAAUUCAAUUUUGCUUUAUUUCUAAUUAGUUUUUACGCACUCAGUUUGUUAUAUAUUUAAUGGUUACUGUUUUAUUUUGUUAUUUAAAAAAAGUUAAAAAUAUUCUCAUUGUAACUUGUUUGUAUAGACUUAUAAGUAUCAAUUAGCAAUUAACGAUUACCGAUUGUCUAUUACCCAUCACCAAGUAAUUUAUGUAGUAUAUACUCGUAUGUAUAUAAUCUAGUAUAUAAUUUUGUGUGUUGCAAGUAAAAACAAAACGGAUCAUACACGAAGUACUCAUUACCAGCAAUAGUUUCCUGUUAUUUUUUUACAAUGUUGUUAGUUUUAAUUAUUCAUAUAGUAUAUUAGAUUUAGUGAUCACUGGCGAGUUAACGCUUUAUUGUUUCAAACCGUACAAAAGUGGCAUAAAAAUCGAACUAGUCAGUUUAGAGUCAUUUGGCUCCAUAUAACUGUAAUUGUACGGUUUAAUUUUUCACUCAAAGAAUGUUGAUAUUAAAGAACUUAAAGUUCCAGUGCUUUCCAAAGA